AUGCCCCGACGCGCAGCCACCGCACAACCGCUGGCCCGAGAUGCGUCACAUGUUGCUGACGCCGUUGCCCUCCUUGCACCAGAUCUCCCGCGCCAGCACGAUGCCUCGGGUUCUGCCGACGUCGUCGUCCGCCAAACGUCCCUCAUCCAACGCGCCACCGAUCAGUCGCCCAAGGGCUAUGCGCCGUCGCCCGUCGACUGUCCCACGAGCCGCCCGAAAGUGCGAGACGGCGGCGGCUUGUCGUCCCAGGAGAGGGAAUGGCUCCCCAAGCGCCGAAACGAAACCGUCGCCCCCAUCCGCGAGCUCCUGAAGCGCAUUGCCAUCCCCGACUUCGACAGCGAUGCCUACCUCAAGAAUGCCGCCAGCGACCCGACCGCGCUGCCAAACAUUGGGCUGGCCGUCUCCGGAGGCGGUUACCGCGCCAUGCUGAACGGUGCCGGUGCCGUUGCCGCCUGGGACAGCCGCUCGACUGGCAGUCAGACAAAGGGCAACUUGGGCGGCCUGCUUCAGAGUGCGACGUACAUCUCUGGUCUGUCUGGCGGGAGCUGGCUGGUGGGCAGCAUGUACACCAACAACUUCACUUCGGUCCAGGACGCCGUCAACGCGCCGCAAAUCUGGCAGUUUGACGAUUCCAUCCUCAAAGGUCCCGAGCAAUACAGCCUGCUACAGUAUUACAGCGAGAUCCUGGACGAUGUGGAUGCCAAGGACAAGGCAGGUUUCGAUCGGUCCAUUACUGAUUACUGGGGUCGCAUGCUUGCAUAUCAGCUCAUCAAUGCCACCAACGGCGGUCCGGGGUUUACCUACUCUUCCAUCGCAAACGACCCGGACUUCUCAUCCGGCAAGAACCCGCUUCCCUUGAUUGUUGCCGACGGUCGCGCCCCCGGCCAAAAGAUUAUCGCGUCAAACUCAACCAUCUACGAGUUCACCCCCUGGGAGUUUGGUUCCUUUGACCCCUCGCUCCAGGGAUUCGUGCCUCUUCAGUAUGUCGGCUCCAACUUCACCAAUGGCUCGAUUCCCGGCAACCAAAAGUGUAUUGUUGGCUUCGAUAAUGCCGGGUUCAUCAUGGGCACCUCGAGCAGUUUAUUCAACCAGAUUAUCAUGUAUAUCAAGGACGGAAACAGCAGAUACGUCCCCGAAGACAUUCCCAAGUUCGUCGUUGACGCUCUAACAACCUUCCUGAAUGCCCUGGGCGACGAGAGCAAUGACAUUGCAGACUGGACCCCCAACCCUUUCAAGGGCUGGAACACGGCCAAGAAUCCCAGCGCCAACGAGACCCGUCUCACCCUCGUCGACGGCGGGGAGGAUCUGCAAAACGUCCCCUACCACCCGCACCUGUUCCGCGAGAGACGCGUCGACGUGGUGUUUUCAAUCGAUUCCUCCGCCGACACGGACAGCAGCUGGCCGGACGGAGCGUCCGCCAUCGCCACCUACGAGCGCUCUCUGCAACCCUCCGUUGCCAACGGGACAGGGUUCCCCGCCGUCCCGGGCAAGGACACCUUUGUCAACCUGGGCCUCAACUCGAGGCCCGCCUUCUUCGGCUGCGACUCGUCCAACCUCACCGCGCCGUCGCCGCUCAUCGUCUACAUCCCCAACUACCCGUACAUCUACGAGUCCAACAUAUCCACCUUUCAAAUGGCCAUCAAGUCGGACGAGCGCGACGCCAUUGUGCAAAACGGCUGGGCGGUAGCCACGCAGCUCAACAGCACGCGCGACCCCGACUGGGCCGUGUGCGUCGGCUGCGCUAUGCUCGCCCGCAGCUUCGAGCGCACCAGGACGGCUGUGCCUGACAAGUGUAGGCAGUGCUUUGCCAACUACUGCUGGAAUGGGACGCUCAACGAGACGAAGCCCGCGCCGUAUGUGCCGAGUCUCUAUGGCAAGCCCAUCCUCUCCAAGAACUCGGGUGCUGCUGGUCAGGAGCUGAGCGCGAUGAUGACAACCGUGGGGCUGGUGGUUAUGGCUGUUACGGCGUUUAAUUUGUAG
Molecule: messenger RNA, 1980 nt
Organism: Metarhizium brunneum ARSEF 3297
Lineage: Eukaryota; Fungi; Ascomycota; Sordariomycetes; Hypocreales; Clavicipitaceae
Gene: LYSLP
Product: Lysophospholipase
Biological process (GO): glycerophospholipid catabolic process
Cellular component (GO): cytosol; intracellular membrane-bounded organelle
Molecular function (GO): A2-type glycerophospholipase activity
Source: RefSeq, a predicted model, not a curated record